AUGCUGGAUCACCUUCUGCCGCUCAUCUACCGCGAGUACGAGUACUUCGACGAGGCCAACAAGGAGAACUACGGCUACGUCAUCCGUCGGCGGUCACGACCUGUAUCUUCCACGGUCUCCGCAACGUCGCGCACGCCUCCACGUCCUCUUCGACGCAGUUGCUCCAGUACCAGAGUGGAAGGCGGCGUGGCCUCUACUCGUAGUCACAAGCGUCGUCGUGAAGCCUCCGACGAUGGCAAUGAAGAACGUGGAGGCGCGAAGAAACAGGAUACCACAGCGGAGACGAAGCCUGCAACCAGAAGCCGCAAGAGACAGCGCGAUGUCACAGACGACGGCGACGAAGAGAGAGGACACGCCAAGAAACAGGAGACGACGGAGAGCGCAGUGGAAGAUGAACAGGUAAGGAACGAGAAGAAACAGCCCUCAAUAGCUGAACAGAAGGAAGCGAAACAGGACGAGAACGAUCUUGUGACGCCCGUGAAGAAGCCACAGGAGCCCAAGAUGUCAGCGAAAAAGGCCAAGAAGAUCAUCAAGAAGAAAGUCAAAGUGACGGAGAAGAAGAAAACUGUCAAGGUAUCCAAGAGUGCGACGCCCAAGCGUAUCCCAUUGCAGGAUAUCACACACCUCUAUGUGAACGAACACGCGCGUUUGUACGAGUCUCAUCAACGCGAACUCUCGGUGGCUGGACUCACGACUUCCGUCGCAAUUCGCUUCUUCUAG
Molecule: messenger RNA, 720 nt
Organism: Phytophthora infestans T30-4
Lineage: Eukaryota; Oomycota; Peronosporomycetes; Peronosporales; Peronosporaceae
Exons: 1
Coding region: 1-720 (239 amino acids)
Source: RefSeq, a predicted model, not a curated record